CACGAAAUUGUUCGAUCAGACAACAAACUCCCGGCUUCAGUUCUCGAUUAAUUUAUUUCCAAACCGGAAUUAAAUGUCCAUCUUGCUCUCGCCCUGGCAGGGAUGAUCAUCGCGCUUUGAGGAAAAGUUUUGAUCGCCUUCCUGCAAUCACCUUCGCCCCAGAAUGCAAUGGCGCUACUGCCAGGCCGAGGAGGCAGCGCGGCCGACAUGGCGUCGUCAGGUUAUAGGCUCAGCUGUUCGCUAGUCGGGCACGAAAUGGACGUCCGGGGGCUGGUGGCCACCUUGUUCCCCGUAGGAGCUUUCGUGUCGGUAUCAAGAGACCGCACCGCGCGGGUGUGGGUGCCUAACGGUCCCAACAGGGGAUUUACAGAAAUGCACUGUAUGAAUGGACAUUCAAAUUUUGUGUCCUGUGUGUGUAUCAUUGCACCCAAUGACACAUAUCCUCGAGGACUGAUUGCAACAGGAGGGAAUGACCAUAACAUUUGUGUUUUCACAUUGGAUAGUCCAGCACCACUGUACAUUUUAAAAGGUCAUAAAAAUACAGUCUGCAGUCUGUCAGCUGGAAAAUUUGGUACUUUACUCAGUGGAUCUUGGGAUACAACCUGCAAAGUCUGGUUGAAUGAGAAAUGUUUGAUGACUUUACAGGGCCAUACUGCAGCUGUAUGGGCAGUAAAGAUACUGCCUGAACAAGGUUUCAUGUUGACAGGAUCUGCUGAUAAAACAGUCAAGAUGUGGAAAGCUGGUCGAUGUGAGCGAACGUUUACAGGUCAUAACGACUGUGUUAGAGGACUGGCCAUUUUGAAUGAACUAGAGUUCCUGUCUUGCAGUAACGAUGCCACUGUUCGACGAUGGCAAAUUACUGGGCAGUGUUUGCAGAUUUAUUAUGGACAUACAAAUUAUAUCUACAGCUUAUCAGUCUUCCCAAAUGGAAAAGAUUUUAUUACCACAGGGGAGGAUCGAUCCUUAAGAAUUUGGAAGAAUGGAGAAUGUACUCAAACUAUCAGACUUCCAGCUCAGUCUGUUUGGUCCUGCUGUGUUCUGGAUAACAGUGAUGUUGUUGUAGGUUCAAGUGAUGGUGUAAUAAGAGUAUUUACUGAAGCUGAUGAACGAAUGGCCUCUGCAGAAGAGAUCCAAACUUUUGAGAAUGAGUUGUCCAGCGCAACUAUAGACUCUAAGACUGGAGAUCUAGGGGAUAUAAAUAUCAGUGAUCUCCCAGGGAAAGAACAUCUUAAUGAACCUGGCACAAAGGAAGGUCAAACACGACUAAUCAGAGUUGGAGAUGCUGUUCAGGCUUAUCAGUGGAGUGUUGUUGAUGGGCGAUGGAUAAAGAUAGGUGAUGUAGUGGGUUCAUCAGGAGGAACCCAGAAGUCCUCAGGCAAAGUUCUUUAUGAAGGCAAAGAAUUUGAUUAUGUAUUUACCAUUGAUAUUAAUGAGGGUGGACCUUCAAUGAAACUGCCAUACAAUGUUACUGAAGAUCCAUGGCUUGUUGCGCACAACUUCUUGCAAAAGAAUGACCUGAACCCAAUGUUCCUAGAUCAGGUUGCGAAUUUCAUUAUUGAGAAUACAAAAGGUCAUACAUUAGGAUCGACGGGCACCGGAUUCUCUGACCCUUUCACAGGUUCAGGACGUUACAUACCAGGAAGUGGAAUGGGAACAGGUGGCACAAAUGAAGUGGAUCCUUUCACAGGAUCUGGUCGUUAUGUGCCUGGUUCUGUAACAUCUAGUGUUAAUCCUUCUGCGGGAGGUGACCCAUUUACAGGAGGAAAUGCGUAUGUUUCUGCUGAUGGUCGUGCACUCACAACAGCCAUCAGAAACCCUUACUUUCCCAAAAAAGAUCCUGUCACGUUUGAUCAGGCUAAUACAAUUCAGAUAAUAGGAAAACUAAAAGAAUUGAAUGAGAGCACUUCUGUUGAACAAAAACUGUCUGAAGAUGAUCUGCAAAUGCUUGAGAACUUUCUUUCAGUUGUAUCUAGUCCUUCUUCACAAGAGACUCCCACAGCACAACAAUUAGAGACCUUAUGGAAAGCUGCUCAGUGGCCAGAUGACAUAGUGUUUCCUGUGCUGGAUAUUCUGCGUCUGGCUGUAAGACAUCCCACAGUAAAUGAACACUUCUGCAGUGAACUCUACAGCAAACAGUUCAGCAACUACCUCUUAAACAAGAUCAAUCUACAGGGAAAACCAGCUAAUCAAAUGCUUAUUCUCCGAACAGUUUGUAACUGUUUUGCUAACCAAACACAUGGCUCAAAGCUCAUGAUGUCCUUGAGGGAGGCAAUACUCUCUCAAGCAAUUGAAAUGAGAUCAUCCAGCAACAAGAAUGUUCACAUAGCACUAUCUACUUUGAUAUUAAACUAUGCAGUAAAUCUGCAUGCAGGAAAUGAUAUUGAAGGUAAAGCAAAUUGUUUAUCCGUUAUAAGUGCAGCCAUGGAAGUCCUCCAAGAUUAUGAAGCAAUUUUUAGACUUUUGGUGGCUCUUGGGACAAUUAUAAGUGAUGAUCCAAAUGCCUUGCAACUAGCUCAGUCGUUGGGAGUUGAUUCACAGAUCCGAAAAUAUUCUUCUGUUUCAGAUCCAGCUAAAGUUGGAGACUGUUGUAGAUUUGUUCUGAAAGUGCUAUAAUGUCUAAUAAUAGAUUUUCAAGGGUUGUAGUCAAGUGCUAUUAAUUUUGAUUACAUUAUUCCUUAAACUCUGUCAAAUAAUAUAUGAGAGCUAAAGAAACUGAAGUAUUUGAUUCUUGUGAUAAAAUUGUUGCAGAAAUACAACAUACAAUAGUAACAAUAAAGGAAUUAUUAAAAUGUGAUUUAUAUUUGAAUAUCUUCUUGUGCUUUAAGAUGUUUCUCAUAAUCUAGGAUAGUGACCUUUUAUGUGUAAAAUUGCACCUGUAAACAUCUAAAUUCUCUUCAUUACUAGUUUCUAAUUGAAAUUACACCUUUAUUCAUUGGUACUUUGAGAGUGCUAUUUAUAUUUCUAAGCUUGUUUCAUUUUGCAGGAAUUCUUACCUUCUUUGUAAACAAUCGGUAUGGGUUUGUUGGACAUGAAAAUCCCAUUAACUGACAUUAAGACUCCUAAAAUAGAUUAAGCAUUUACCCUCUGUUCCUCCCAUGAUGUAUUUUAUAGAUAAUGGAACUCAUCAGGUAACAAGAGUAACUGGUUUUAACUGUACGAUAUGAAUAACUAAUGCUAUAUUUACUAUUUUUUUUCCUGCAUUUGAGCUUCAAGGAAAAGUAUAAUUUUUAUGCAGAAAAUAUAUUUGAAAGGCAGGUUUAAUCACAGAAAAUGUUUUUUUUUAAAUAUAUAGUUUGCUUCAUGUGCUCUUCUAGAGUUGGGUUCCUCCAAAUUAAUUCUUGAGCUCAUCCAGCGUGGGAUUCCAUUGUUUUCAUUAGAACUGAUCCAGACUCACCUUGUUAAGAUGUUACCAAUAAAAUUUAGUAGAUUUUCCCAAGGAAAAUAAAGAUUCUAUAUGUUCAUUUUAUGCCCAAAUACAAGUUAGUGCUUAAAAAAAAAACUGAGGUUCUGUCCCAGUUCUUAACUUGUGACUAAUAAAAUUAACCCAGUUAACUAGACACAGUAGAAAUCAUUCUUGUAGCCAAAAGCUUUUUGCCAAAUUGCGAUCAUCACAUGACAGUGUCUGAAUGUACAGUUGGAAUACUCUUACCAUGCUGACAGAUCCAUUAGCAGAAAUUAAUUUCUCAAGUGGCUCCACCUUCAAGUGACUUGAUCUUAUCAGAGAUGAUGUUCCAGUGUAUUUAUUAUGAGAUCAACAAGGCUGACGCUUAUAAUCUCUGUACAUUUUUUGUGUUUAACUGUGGGCUGUAAUUGUAAUUAUUCUAAAACCAUAUGAACAUAAAACCUCAGUCUGGCCAGCUGAAAUUGACAGAAUACCAUUAAAUUUAUGUUCCUCAAGGAAUUUAUAUGCUUAUGAAUUA
Messenger RNA from Mobula hypostoma (lesser devil ray), 3920 nucleotides. RefSeq names its product phospholipase A2-activating protein (gene plaa). Gene Ontology annotation, molecular function: ubiquitin binding. Gene Ontology annotation, biological process: proteasome-mediated ubiquitin-dependent protein catabolic process; ubiquitin recycling. Gene Ontology annotation, cellular component: nucleus; cytoplasm. The transcript has 15 exons. NCBI's taxonomy places the organism in Eukaryota, Metazoa, Chordata, Chondrichthyes, Myliobatiformes, Myliobatidae. The record is from RefSeq and is a predicted model, not a curated record. The coding region runs from base 169 to 2613 and encodes 814 amino acids.